UAUGAGGCAAGAAUCUUGGAUCUCCUAUAAACUCUGGAUAAACCAAAUUGAGUCGAGGACCACUAUAUGCAGGGUCACUUUCCAUAAAUGAAGCGAAAGCCAAGCUCUGUUUAGCUGGCAUAGUUUUUCGCCUUUCGCACAUAUUUCAGCAGUUCAACAGGCAUUAGACAACAGACCCAAAAAAAAAAAAAAAACAAGCAUUAGACCCAAUUCCAGGGCAUGCAUGGCCUGAGGGAUAACAGAGAAAGAAAUUGAAUUCAGGGCACGAAUGCUCUCGCACGGUGAAGCAGCAGCAAGCUAACUGCUCAUUGGUCAAACACAUCGCGGAACUUGGAAGUGGAUAAAGAGACGGAUCAACAGCUGGUGCCAAAUAAUGCAUGCAAAUUAUAGAUAUUAUCGUGCAAGCAAUCGCUCACGCACAUCCCUUGACUGAGUCUUCCAUUGUGAACGCAUCCCUCAUAUCGGUGCCUAUUCAUUCUCUCGAAGAGACAGCAAAAAGAGAAUUCCUAAUGGCGUUGACAGAACUGGACGAGCGUGGGAAUACUGAUCGAAGUCGAACGAUCAUCUCUAAUGUUUAUCGUUAAGAUAUUCGUGCAUCAUCACAGAGUUCUGCAUCGGUUUUAUUAUUAGAAUAAAGAGCUCGCUGUAUUCAGAGCUCAGAGCGGAAGCAGGUCUCGCCUCAUCUGUGGCGCAAGAGACGCUUGUCUCUGUUCUCUUGACACGAUGAGUCAUCGUGUCAGCAGCAACCUUGGGGCACAAGAAACUGACAUAACAAACGCAGCUUCGUUGCAAUACCAUUCAGAGGCACCGUAUAUCCACAAAGUGGGCAUCCCUCCAAAGCAGAACCUUCUGCAGGAAUUCACAGCCACAGUGAAGGAGACUUUCUUUGCAGAUGACCCGCUUCGUCAGUUUAAAGAUCAACCGCGGUCAAGGAAGUUCAUUAUUGGCAUCCAGAGUGUUUUUCCCAUUCUCGAAUGGGGAAGACGCUACAACCUGACUAAGUUUAAGGGCGAUCUGAUCGCUGGACUUACCAUAGCAAGCCUUUGCAUUCCACAGGAUAUUGCGUAUGCAAAGCUUGCAAAUUUGGCUCCACAAUAUGGACUAUAUAGCAGCUUUGUUCCCCCUCUUAUAUAUGCCUUCAUGGGUAGCUCGAGAGAUAUUGCCAUAGGGCCAGUAGCUGUUGUUUCUCUCUUGCUUGGGACUCUUCUUCAGGACGAGAUUGAUCCAGUUAGUCAUCCCCAAGAGUACAGACGCCUGGCAUUCACGGCUACUUUCUUUGCUGGCAUCACCGAAGUCAUGCUUGGGUUCUUUAGGCUGGGCUUCUUGAUCGAUUUCCUAUCUCAUGCCGCGGUUGUUGGCUUUAUGGCCGGUGCUGCAAUCACCAUUGCUCUUCAACAGCUCAAGGGUCUGCUGGGCAUAACAAACUUCACAAAGAAGACCGACAUAGUGUCUGUUAUGCGAUCAGUUUGGAGUACGGUGGAUCAUGGGUGGAAUUGGCAGACGAUAGUGAUCGGAGUGACAUUCUUGGCCUUCCUCCUUCUGGCCAAAUACAUAGGCAAAAAGAACAGGAAACUAUUUUGGGUGGCUGCAAUUGCCCCUCUGAUCUCCGUUAUCCUGUCCACUUUUUUUGUGUAUAUUACUCACGCUGACAAGCAGCAUGUUGCAAUUGUGGGUGAUAUAAAAAAGGGUGUGAAUCCAUCUUCUGUGAAGAAAAUCUUUUUCACUGGCACUUAUCUUGCCAAGGGCUUUAAGAUUGGCGUAGUUGCAGGCAUGAUUGCUUUGACGGAAGCCAUUGCGAUUGGACGGACAUUUGCUACCAUGAAGGACUAUCAGAUAGAUGGAAAUAAGGAAAUGGUAGCACUAGGAAUGAUGAACGUGGUUGGUUCAAUGACAUCCUGUUACGUUGCUACUGGGUCUUUCUCUCGUUCUGCUGUUAAUUACAUGGCUGGUUGCCAUACAGCAGUCUCUAACAUUGUCAUGUCCUGCGUGGUGUUGUUAACCUUGGAACUCAUCACGCCAUUAUUCCACUAUACUCCAAAUGCAAUUCUCGCAUCAAUUAUUAUAUCCGCAGUGGUUGGCCUAAUUGAUAUUGAAGCAGCAAUACUGAUUUGGAAAAUUGACAAGUUUGAUUUUGUUGCUUGCAUGGGAGCCUUCUUUGGUGUGGUUUUGGUCUCUGUUGAGAUAGGCCUCUUAAUUGCGGUUUCAAUUUCAUUUGCCAAAAUACUCUUACAAGUAACAAGACCUCGCACAGCCAUUCUUGGUAAGCUACCGAGGACGACUGUUUACAGGAAUAUUUUGCAAUACCCAGAAGCAACAAAGGUUCCAGGAGUUCUGAUUGUCAGAGUUGAUUCAGCCAUCUAUUUUUCGAAUUCAAACUAUAUCCGUGAAAGGAUAUUGAGAUGGCUUGGCGAUGAAGAUGAAUAUCUGAAGGAGAAUCAUCAACCAAGAAUCCAGUACUUGAUCGUGGAAAUGUCUCCCGUUACAGACAUUGAUACUAGUGGCAUACAUGCCCUUGAAGAUUUGCACAAAAGCCUCCAGAAGAGGGAUAUUCAGCUUGUUCUUGCAAAUCCAGGACCGGUGGUGAUUGACAAGCUUCAUGCGUCCAAGUUCAUCGACUUGAUUGGGGACGAUAAGAUCUUCCUUACUGUAGCAGACGCCGUUAUGACCUGUGCUCCCAAGACGGAACAAGCCUAAUCGUCCCUUUUCGCACGCUCCAUAAUUUCCGUAAUUGUUCCGCUUGAUGAUCAAACAGUUCGGGCACUAACUGAGACUUAUCUGGGUCUUGAAAUGGUGUGUGUAGUGUGUCAGUAAAGAAAUGAGAGCCAGUUGUGAAUUUGUUUUGGUGGCAGGACGUGAAAUGGGUGUGAAUGCUGAGUGAUAUCAUAAGCUUUUCUCUCUUGUGGGGCAAUUGCAAUGUCUGUAGAUUUUGUCUUUAAAUUGUUCUGGCAUGUUUGUGUUCUUAUUGACUCCUAAACGAAAUGGGACAAAUAAAUGGAACGUGUGGUUCCUCUGUUGUUUUUUCUUUUA
This is a messenger RNA of Syzygium oleosum, 3027 nucleotides long. RefSeq names its product sulfate transporter 1.3-like. Gene Ontology annotation, cellular component: membrane. The transcript has 15 exons. NCBI's taxonomy places the organism in Eukaryota, Viridiplantae, Streptophyta, Magnoliopsida, Myrtales, Myrtaceae. Gene Ontology annotation, molecular function: secondary active sulfate transmembrane transporter activity. Bases 724 to 2694 code for a protein of 656 amino acids. The record is from RefSeq and is a predicted model, not a curated record. Gene Ontology annotation, biological process: transmembrane transport.